Messenger RNA from Blumeria graminis f. sp. triticale, 3336 nucleotides. NCBI's taxonomy places the organism in Eukaryota, Fungi, Ascomycota, Leotiomycetes, Helotiales, Erysiphaceae. The record is from the annotation of a GenBank genome assembly.
AUGCUUCGCAUACUAAGAUUGAAAGAGUUGGUCAUAGUUCUGUUGUCUCUGCUAUGCCAUAUACUUGCCGCGGAAGGACGGUUGUACCAAGCAUAUGUGCGGCAGGAACUUGCGGCAUUAGUUAUCACCGCCCAACCAUCAACGUCAACUGAAAAUUUACCGUCAGAAACACCCUUCAGCCGAACAGACGCAAAUGGAGAGGUGGAAGUGGUACUGUACAUCCCGACGGUCUCAGAUGACGCCUCAGGCGGGAGCUCAACUUUUAACCCGAUCUCUGGCAUGUUGCCCACAUCUUCAACUGUUACACCUCCAUUUAGAACAUCCACGUCACCACUGAACGAGAAUGAUCAAACUUAUGAGCAAACUCCAGUUCAUCCGCCAAUUACUCCGCAAAUCACGUCCGCCUUCACUAUUACUGGAAUUCUUCUAAUAUCGAGCGGUACAGUUUACACAUUCACUGGGGUGAAAUGCAAAAAGCUACAAAUCUCUUUUUCUGCUGCUUAUCUCACCAGUAUAUCAGUAACAGUUCUAAUAUUAUAUUUCAUGAACUUGCCAGUUAGUAGCGCUAUCCAAGUAGCGUAUGUUGCUGCUGCAACUAUCACUGGUCUUAUAUUCGGCUAUAUUUCGAUUCUAUUUACUGAAGUAACUGAAGGACUGGGCUGUCUCUUUGGAGGAUUCUGUGUCAGUAUGUGGCUCUUGGUUCUGCGGCGCGGUGGACUGUUGACAGGAAUAAAUAUGAUUAUUCUCAUAUCUAUUCUGACUACCGGAGCAUUCGCAACUUCAUUCUUUCAUCAAAUCAAAAAACAUGCUUUGAUUAUUUUUACAUCAUUUGGAGGUGCAACGUCAAUAAUACUAGGAAUCGAUUGCUUCAGUACUGCCGGCUUAAAAGAGUUUUGGGUAUUUCUGUGGGAUCUCAACUCUAACUUGUUUCCACCUGAUACAGCAUCCUACGCACUAAAUCGCAAAAUGAAGGUUGAAAUAUCUUCCAUCUUAGUCAUAGCUCUGGCCGGUAUUUUAUCACAAAUGAAGCUUUGGGACAUAUUCCAGGCGCGUCGUCAACAUAGAAGCAUUGAAAAGUUACCGGAUGAAAGGCACACAAGAGACGAAGAAGAAAGCAUGGGGAGAAAAAUCGAAAAAAAUGAAGCUCUAGCUGGUCAUCAGUGGGAAGCUAUAAUUAGUAGCGAUAAAGAAUUCUCUGGUUCCCGAGCAAGGUCGGACUACACUGAUCAGUACGCUACUAAGAAGGGAUCUAUCAGUACAACUGGCUCUCUCGCUUAUCCAACUGACACCGAAAUUGAAAUGACCAAGCUUAUUACUUCCCCAGCCGGUAUAUCAAUAUGUGAUCGACCAAAUAUCAGCCCUUCUGGUGUUCCUGUAUCACAAAAUUCGAGAGGAGCGGAAAUCUUACACGAGAAAAGUACGCGACCGGUACCAAACUCAAGUUUUGAUGGUUCUGAAGUAAAUAAAAAAAUAAAAAAAUCCAGUAGCAUCAGUGAAGAAACUCUGGCAGGGCACUCAACAAUUCAAGCAUCUCAAGUUAUGAGAAAGAGGACAACUACUGAUGAAAAACCUACAAACUCUUCUCCAAAAUUUGCAAAUAUUCUUCGCAUUAAUUCUAUGUCCCAAGAGCGCCAAUACUCAAUUGAUACAGUAGCAACCAUCGGUGAUCAAGAUAAACUAGAUAGGGAAGAGAUAAAUUCUGACAACUUUUCACGAGAAUCGACUCUCUUGCAAAAUACAUCAGUGUCCUCAAAGCCUGAAUAUACGUCAAACGGUCUUGAAUUUAAAUCGGAUUCCAAUAUUCAAAGCUUUGUUAGAACUCCCUUCGAUGAUGAAAUUGAUGAUAGACGGAGCUCAAUAGCUGCUACGGUUGACGAUCUUAGCGAUGAUGAGGAAUUGAGAGGUACAGGUGCUAUAUUAUCGGUUCCUCCAAUACAGACAAGUUUUGUCACCAGAAAAUAUUCCUCUUCCUAUUGUACGAUACAAAAAGAAUCUAAUUUAGAGAGACCGGCUUUUAAUGACUUAGGUGAACAUACGCCUGAACAUGACUCUGAGACCUGUAAUUGCCCACGAAGUUCGAUUUCCUCGAUGUUAAGUAUCAAACCAAAGGUAGAUAUAAAUAAUAUUGGAAUAGAGAAACAGUGUCCAGAAAAUGAAGAAUAUCGUAAAUCUAUGGUUUCAACAGAUCCAUCCCAACCAAUAGGAAUAACCAAGGAUAGUCUACCUACCAAGCUUUCAAGAGUUGUUAUGUCUCACCGUACCAGUGAGUGGACGAAACAUUUAAGUCAAGCAGAAACUCCUGAUAUUGAAGACUUAACUCUAAUUGGCCAUUCGGAAGAUUCAGAAUCUGACAAGGCUGAAAUACCUGUUCCUGUAAAGUUUGAAGAAUUACAGCAGACGCAGGAUUUUGCGUUUUCUCUCUCUCCACCACGCUCUCUCUCGAAAAGACCAAGCUCUAAGUUUGUUGAAGUUAAGACUAGCGCAGCCACUGUUGAGAGAUCAAAUGUUACGAGAUCUCAUAGAAAAGAAAAUAUACGGAAUAUUCCGUCGGAGAAUAAUAGAUCACCACAAUCUUCGGCAGCUUCGUACCGUGGAAAGCGGAGAUCAUUGACUCACACAUACCUCUCAGGGGCCGUUAUGGGUCACGAAAACGAUUCCAAAUCUAAAUUCCCCGAUCAAGCGAGGGCUGUUGCCGCACCACCCCAAUCGCAUCAAAAUGUUAUUCGAAGCCGUUGUAAUACUUUGAGCAGUAAACGAGACUCGAUAAUUAAAAAUAGCAAUACCAAGAAAAUUUCACCCAGCAUUUCCACCCCGGAUCUAGGUCCAGCAGUCCCAUUAACAUCGGCAGGACUACGCAUAAAAAGUAGCGAGCCAGAGGAUACGCUUAGUAAGACUCAUAUUAAUUAUAGCAGAAAUAGACCUUUGUCUCAUCGGGAUAACUUGACCCGGCCAUCCUCGCUGGCCAUAAGUGCUCAUGGGUCUGGUACAGCUAUAUCUGGAAGUGUACUUAAGACGUUUGACUCGCACCAGCCUCAAAGAAAAUCUUGCGUUAUUAACUCUCAAGUACGGGAACAUCAACUAGCCUCUUGGCGUGCCUCAGUACAGCAAGAUCUUCAAGCAGCCUUGCCCCCAACUGAUCGCAUUGAGCAGCAGCGGACUAUGAUGCGUGAAAGUCGAAAAUUAGAAGAAAUAAGGCAAUUGACAGAGGAGCGAAAGAAGGGUGCAAGAGAAGAAGCUUGGGACGAAAUGAUGAGGAGUGGCGAAUUGCUGGAUGCACAUCGUGAGGCCCUUCGACGGCUGCAAAACAAGGCUAAUCAGAGCGUAACCCAAUUAUAG